AUGAAAGGUUUAAUUUUAGUUGGUGGUUACGGUACCAGAUUAAGACCAUUAACUUUGACUGUUCCAAAGCCAUUAGUUGAAUUUGCUAACAGACCAAUGAUUUUGCACCAAAUCGAAGCUUUAGCUGCUGCUGGUGUCACUGAUAUUGUUCUUGCUGUCAAUUACAGACCAGAAGUUAUGGUCGAAACUUUAAAAAAAUACGAAAAAGAAUAUGGUGUCAGCAUCACUUUCUCUGUUGAAACUGAACCAUUAGGUACUGCUGGUCCUUUGAAAUUAGCUGAAAAGAUUUUAAAGAAGGAUGAUUCUCCAUUCUUUGUUUUAAACUCUGAUGUCAUCUGUGAAUAUCCAUUCAAAGAAUUAGCUGAGUUCCAUGCUGCUCAUGGUGGUAAAGGUACUAUCGUUGCCACUAAGGUUGACGAACCAUCUAAAUAUGGUGUUAUUGUUCACGAUAUAGCUACUCCAAACUUAAUUGACAGAUUCGUUGAAAAACCAAAGGAAUUCGUCGGUAACAGAAUCAAUGCCGGUUUAUAUAUCUUAAAUCCAGAAGUUAUUGAUUUAAUUGAAAUGAAACCAACUUCCAUUGAAAAGGAAACCUUCCCAAUAUUAGUGGAACAAAAAUCCUUAUACUCCUUUGAUCUAGAAGGUUUUUGGAUGGAUGUUGGUCAACCAAAAGACUUCUUAUCUGGUACUGUUCUUUACUUAAACUCUUUAAAGAAAAAGAAUUCCGAUAAAUUGGUCACUGGUGACAACAUCCUUGGCAAUGCUAUGAUUGACCCAACUGCAAAGAUUGCCAAGACUGCCAAGAUUGGUCCAGAUGUUGUCAUUGGUCCAAAUGUUACCAUCGGUGAUGGUGUCAGAAUCACCAGAUCUGUUGUCUUAGCUAACUCUACUAUCAAUGAUCACUCCUUAGUCAAAUCUACUAUUAUUGGUUGGAACUCUAAGGUCGGUAAGUGGUGUCGUCUUGAAGGUGUCACUGUUCUUGGUGACGAUGUUGAAGUGAAAGAUGAAGUUUACAUCAAUGGUGGUAAAGUUUUACCACACAAGUCCAUUUCUGACAAUGUCCCACAAGAAGCUAUUAUUAUGUAA
Messenger RNA from Arxiozyma heterogenica, 1086 nucleotides. RefSeq names its product mannose-1-phosphate guanylyltransferase (gene PSA1). The coding region runs from base 1 to 1086 and encodes 361 amino acids. Gene Ontology annotation, cellular component: cytoplasm. The record is from RefSeq and is a predicted model, not a curated record. Lineage: Eukaryota; Fungi; Ascomycota; Saccharomycetes; Saccharomycetales; Saccharomycetaceae. Gene Ontology annotation, biological process: GDP-mannose biosynthetic process. The transcript has a single exon. Gene Ontology annotation, molecular function: mannose-1-phosphate guanylyltransferase (GTP) activity; GTP binding.